Molecule: messenger RNA, 1719 nt
Organism: Odontomachus brunneus
Lineage: Eukaryota; Metazoa; Arthropoda; Insecta; Hymenoptera; Formicidae
Gene: Wbp2
Product: WW domain-binding protein 2
Exons: 4
Coding region: 171-1130 (319 amino acids)
Biological process (GO): positive regulation of DNA-templated transcription
Cellular component (GO): nucleus
Molecular function (GO): chromatin DNA binding; transcription coactivator activity
Source: RefSeq, a predicted model, not a curated record
AAUCCUUCAUGGAGUUACAAGGCAAUCGCGACGUAAGUUGACUGGAAAUGACGUCAGUCUUCUUAGUCAUAUUGUUCUCGGCCGUCUGGUAAGUUCCUGAGGAGGGUCGUCCGUCAACGUCUGUCGAAAGUUUUGACAUCUCCGUCGUGUGGCCGCGGAUGUAAGCAAAUAUGUCAUUGAACACGGCGCACACCAACGGUGGAGUUCUUCUCCACUCUGGCGAAUGCAUCAUUCUCUUCUGCGACAAUGUCAACAUGGAGUUUCACGGGCAGGAGCAGGCGGAGUUUAUGGGUAAGAAGCAAGGCAGAUUAUACCUGACGACCCACAGGAUGAUCUUCAACGCGAAAGAUCAAAAAGAGAAGAUGCAGUCGUUCAGCUUUCCAUUCGUCACGUUAAGCGAGGUCGACGUGGAGCAGCCGAUUUUCGGCGCCAAUUUCUUAGGGGGCAAGUGCCGUGCUCAGCCCAAUGGCAACUGGAUCGGCGAGUGCAAGUUCAAGUUGAAAUUCAAGAGUGGCGGUGCGAUAGAAUUUGCAACAGCUUUGCAGAGAGCUGCAAUAAUGGCUCAGCGCAAUGGCCCAAUGAAUGAUGCACCACCACCGUACACACCUCCGACAUCUGACUGGUAUCCAGCGCAACCUGCGGCUUAUCAACCCCCACCGACCGGAUAUUACGGAUGGAUGCCUCCGACUAAUGUAUUUCCAGAUGUUCCGCCAGGAAAUACCGUCUUCAUGACGGACAGUCCUCCACCGUAUCCAGGUAUACAUCCGUAUGCGUGCGGACCGUCGCAACAAGGCCCCGGCGGCGCAGCGGGACAAGGAGCACCUGGAUGGGCCAAUCCGAAUUACAACGGUCAGCCGAUGUCUCAAGGUGCGUAUCCUGGCGGUUACGGGCAACCGCCCCAAAGCGGUUACGGGCAACCGCCCCAAGGCGGUUACGGGCAACCGUCCCAAAGCGGUUACGGGCAACAGCCCCAAGGCGGUUACGGGCAACCGGCCCAAGGCGGUUACGGGCAACCGCCCCAAAGCGGUUAUCCGUUAAAUCCACCACCGUACUCGCCGUAUCCGCAAGUCAAUGCACAGCGUGGACCUUACCAACAACCAGGAUACCCUUCGUACCCACCUCAGUACUAAUGAAUUGUAACGAAUGCGUAAUACGUAUGCGUGUAAAUGGUGUGCCUAUUCGUUUAAUAAUAAGCUACGAGCAACAAUGCGAUGAAAAGAAAAAAAAAAAAAAACAACGCUUAUCUGAAAACGCCACAUCGAAUUAUAUCGGAUGUGAGCAAUGUGCAUAUAUUUUCAAAUAUCUCAUACUUGGAGAAGCUUACGAAUGAAUAUAUUCUCGAGAGAGAACGCUUUCGAGAGGAGAGGGACGAGCGAUUUUCCCGAAACUUGUUCUUUGGACAGCACGGUUGUUUCUUUUUAUUCAUUGUCGGUAUCGACGGUAUCGUUUCACCUUCGUUCCGACAUUCUGUGAUACAACGAAGGUGGAACGAUGCUGCCAGUCACCGACGGUGAAUAACGGAAUGCGGUUUCUACACGCUGAAACGAGCAUACGUACUUUUCUAAGUGCUGAUAGCUCGCACAAUGUAAUUUCUCGCAAUUGCGCUGAACGCGCAUUGCCGGAUUCUUAUUCCUCUGUUAAUUUCACGAAAUUAUAAGACACGUUAUAUUAGACAAAUAGCAACGAACAAUACGAUAUUAAAUGUUAAUUAAAGGACAA